AUGUCUGACCUAUUACCUUUAGCUGCUUACAAUUUGAACAUCGAGCCAUACACUCCAACCCCGGCCAUUGAUGUUACCACGCCUGUUACCGUGCGUAUCACCAUGGCUGCUAUCGAUCCAGAAGCUUUGGAUGAUGAGAAGAACCCAUCUACUUUGAGAAUUAUCAAGAGAAACCCAGACUACGACGAUGAAGAUGAUGCUGGUGGUUUGUUGGGUGAUUACGACGAAGAUGAAUUAGACAUUUCCGAAGAGGAAGAAGAAGAGGAGGAAAAGUCAAAGUCUAAGAAGGGUAAGGGUAAGGGUAAGUCCAAGAAGCAAGAAGAGGAAGAGGAAGAGGAAGAGGAAGAUGAAGAUGAAGGCGAUGAAGAACUUAUCGAAAUUGACACCGAUGACGAAUUCCAAGAAUUCGUCCUAGCGACUUUGUCACCAAAGACUCAAUAUCAACAAUCUUUGGAUAUUGUAAUUGCUCCAGAAGAAGAAGUUCAAUUCAUUGUUACUGGUUCUUACCGUGUUUCUCUAACCGGUAACUAUGUCAAGCACCCAUUCGAUGCACCAGGUUACGAUGACGAAGAUGACGAUGAAGAAGACGAUGAAAGCUACGAUGAAGAUGAAGACGACUAUCUAACCCCGGAUGAAGAAGCUGAUCUGGAAGAGUUAGAAGAUGCUAGCGACGUUGAAGCUAAGAUCCAAGAGCUUGUCGAAAAAGAACAAUCUAAGUCUAAGAAGAACAACAAGAGAAAGCAACCAGAACCAGAAGAGGAAGAGGAAGAGGAAGAGGAAGAGGAAGAGGAACAAAAGCUAGUUGAAGAAACUAAAAAGAACAAGAAGGCUAAGAAAGAAAAGAAGGUUGAAUUCAAGAAAGACCUAGAAGAAGGACCAACCAAGAAAGAAGAAAAGAAGGAAGAAAAGAAAGAAAAGCCAAAGACCAAGGUGCUUGAAGGUGGUAUCAUCAUCGAAGACCGUGUCACUGGUAAGGGUAAGGCUUGCAAGAAGGGCUCCAAGGUCGGUAUGAGAUACAUUGGUAAGCUAAAGAAUGGUAAGGUCUUUGACAAGAACACCAGCGGUAAACCAUUCGUUUUCAACUUGGGCCGUGGUGAAGUCAUCAAAGGUUGGGAUAUCGGUGUUGCCGGUAUGGCCGUCGGUGGUGAACGUAGAAUCGUCAUCCCUGCUCCAUAUGCGUACGGUAAACAAGCUCUUCCAGGUAUUCCAGCUAACUCCGAAUUGACUUUCGACGUUAAGUUGGUCUCUUUGAAAUAA
Messenger RNA from Kluyveromyces lactis, 1257 nucleotides. It is a transcript of the gene FPR3, whose product is annotated as peptidylprolyl isomerase FPR3. The record is from RefSeq and is a predicted model, not a curated record. The transcript has a single exon. Bases 1 to 1257 code for a protein of 418 amino acids. Gene Ontology annotation, cellular component: nucleolus; chromatin. Gene Ontology annotation, molecular function: peptidyl-prolyl cis-trans isomerase activity; macrolide binding. NCBI's taxonomy places the organism in Eukaryota, Fungi, Ascomycota, Saccharomycetes, Saccharomycetales, Saccharomycetaceae.